AUGGAGAUGCGUUUAGCAGAAGAUUUGAGGUAUUCUAAGGCAGGUUUAAAAGAGUUUGAAGUUAUUGGUUCUCCUAAGGUUGAAGUUCUUUUUUAUCACGCUGAACUGUUUGCAUCCCAUCUUCAGGGAACGAAACAGAUAGUUAAAUUAAAUAUUAUUGAGUGUUACUCUCUUACAGCAUUACCUAUUAGCAGUCUGUCAAGUACUUUGAAGGAAAUAAGGAUAAAUCUAAAUCGGAAAUUGAAACUAGAGUUGUCUGUUAGUGAGAUGAUCUCUAGCAUAAGUAACAUGUUUCUCGAGAGAUUGACACUAGAUGGAUGUUAUUCUAUAGAUGAUAUACCACCUGAGUUCGUACCAAGUACACGCAUUUUGAGAAUUGAGCGUUGUUACCGCCUCACAAGGCUUUUGAUUCCCACUGGGAUCGAGAUACUAGAAAUUAACAUAUGUGAGAAUCUUGAAAUACUUUCAGUGGCAUGUGGGACUCAGACCACGUCGUUGCUUGAUUUGCAUAUUAGCAAAAGCCAGAAGCUAAAGUUGCCACCAGAAGGAAUGCAUGAACUCCUUCCAUCUCUUAAGAAACUGGUACUGGAAAAUUGUCCAGAAACGGAGUCCUUUCCUGAAGGAGGAUUGCCCUUCAAUUUAGAAGUCCUUCAGAUUGUCGAUUGCAAGAAACUAGUGAAUGGCCGAAAGGAGUGGCGUUUACAGAGACUUUCCUGUCUCAUAAGUUUAUUCAUCUUCCAUGAUGGCAGUGAUGAAGAGAUUCUUGGUGAUGAGAAUUGGGAGUUGCCUUGUUGUAUUCGGCAUCUUUGGGUAUCCAAUCUGAAAAACAUUAAGCAAUCAAGUGCUCAAAAGCCUCACCUCUCUUGA
Messenger RNA from Nicotiana tabacum (common tobacco), 867 nucleotides. The record is from RefSeq and is a predicted model, not a curated record. Lineage: Eukaryota; Viridiplantae; Streptophyta; Magnoliopsida; Solanales; Solanaceae.